AUGUUCCUUAAGGUCCACGGAAGGAGACGUCAGCUCGGCAACCCGAUUCUGCGAUUCCAUUAUAUUUCAAAAUUAGAGAGAGCUCCCCUGGCCGCCGGGAGAUCGGGCCUUCGAUACGCUCCUCGAAACUGGGAGAUAACGAAUAUGAAAUUGGAUAGAAACGUUCACGAGUCGUCUUACAUAAAAUUAAUGUCAGAGGAACAUUUAACAAGCGAUCUAUCAAAACUUCGAUACGUAAUAAAAAGGGUGGCCGAUGCCAAA
Messenger RNA from Iphiclides podalirius (scarce swallowtail), 261 nucleotides. Lineage: Eukaryota; Metazoa; Arthropoda; Insecta; Lepidoptera; Papilionidae. The record is from the annotation of a GenBank genome assembly.